Trametes versicolor FP-101664 SS1 is the source of this 1067-nucleotide messenger RNA. RefSeq names its product UPF0014-domain-containing protein. The record is from RefSeq and is a predicted model, not a curated record. Lineage: Eukaryota; Fungi; Basidiomycota; Agaricomycetes; Polyporales; Polyporaceae. Bases 81 to 1067 code for a protein of 328 amino acids. The transcript is spliced from 7 exons.
UCGACCUUCGCCUCGUCCCACGACCAGGAACACCCUUCGCCUUCGCUUGGAGACCUUCUGGGAGAAGUCGAGUCUCAACCAUGGAUCCCGGCCCUGGUGAUUCUUCCACCCACCUCAACUGGGGCAACGUCGGGCUCGCGUUCUCCUUCAUCCUCCUCGAUGGCUUGCUCUCGACAACCUUUGGACUAGGGGUGGGGAGCUCCCUUAUAACUGCGGCUGUGCGCUGCGUUGUGCAACUAAGCGUCGUAGCGCUUAUUCUGCAAAAAGUCUUCGAGACGAACAACCCAUGGGCAGUCGCGGGAAUGGCGUGUUUGCUGAACCUUAUGGGAACCGCGGAAACCGUGAUUAACAAGUCGAAAAAACGCUACGAUUACAUGUUCCCUUCCGUGUUACUAGGAAUGCUUGGGUCCACUAUACCAGUCUCUAUCGUUGGUGUCCGUUACGCAAUGGAUGUCGAUCCGUUCUGGAAACCAGAGCAGUAUAUCCCUAUUGUCGGCAUGUUAUGUGGGGCAACUAUCUCCGGGAUUGUCGUAUCUGUCACAUACGUGCUGAAGGAGCUGUACGACAACAAGGACAAGGUGGAGAUGUACCUCGCAUUUGGAGCGUCCCGAUUUGAGGCGUGCAAGCCCAUCGCGCGAGACGCCCUCCGUCUCGCACUCACCCCAAACAUCAAUCAGAUGAGCGUUAUCGGAAUUAUCGCCAUCCCGGGCAUGAUGACGGGUGCCAUCCUGGGAGGCUCCUCCGUCGAGCAAGCCGCACGUUUGCAAAUGGUCAUCAUGUUCAUGAUCUCCUCGUCCACUGCGCUCGCUUCCAUCGUCACGACCAUUCUCGCCCUUGGGGUCGUUGUCGACGCCGAACACCGGGUGCGCACGGACAGGAUAGACACGCGCGAACACGCAGUGUACCGGGCCCGCAACUGGGUUAUCAGCAAGAUCGUAGAGGGGAUCAAGAGCGUCGCGUACUGUGCCGCUGGGAGGGUGAAGCGGCUGUUUGGGAGGCGCGAUGCGGAAGAGAGUGGAUCGGACGGUUCUGAGAGGCAGACUGCACAUCGCGAUUUCCGCCACUAA